Molecule: messenger RNA, 2037 nt
Organism: Acanthamoeba castellanii str. Neff
Lineage: Eukaryota; Discosea; Longamoebia; Acanthamoebidae
Product: Myblike DNA-binding domain containing protein
Exons: 13
Coding region: 1-2037 (678 amino acids)
Biological process (GO): regulation of transcription by RNA polymerase II; DNA-templated transcription; regulation of cell cycle
Cellular component (GO): transcription repressor complex; nucleoplasm
Molecular function (GO): DNA binding
Source: RefSeq, a predicted model, not a curated record
AUGAGCAGCACGAGUAGCAGCAGCGGGGGCGCCCCGUCGUCGGGCGGAGGAGGGACGGCGGGCACGUCAGCGGAGAGGGCGGGGGAGUUUGGAGGCUUGCGGCGCUCCAACCGCAUUCGCAAGCCUGUCGCGGGUGCCACUACCAACACCGCCAAGGAGAACGCGGCAGCGUCGUGGUCGGACGGCAGCGGGGCUCUCGCUGCGGGUGCCGAUGACGGGGACACAGGAGCGCCCUGGACCGAGGCUGAAGUCACGCAGUUCUACCACGGGCUGCGGCAGCACGGCAGGGCGUGGAAGAAGAUAGCGUCGGAGCUCAAGAACCGCACCCCGGAAAUGGUGGCCGCCCUCUACGAGCAGAACGGCGGCUACCUCUCCCUCCCGCCCGAGCACACCAGCGCUCUGGCGCUCUACAAGAUCAUCGCCGAUCGGCAGCGGCCGCGCCCAGCUGGGAGCGUUGCCUCGGUCGGAGAGCAGGGUCCGCCCUCCCCGCCUGCCACGCGCAAAAGCCAGCGAUCGGCCACGGAGCCCCGGCGGGACCGCAAGCGCAAGCUGUUCGACAGCCCUCCGCCGCCGGCCGACCGUUCACGCCGCCGCUCUGCCAUCACUUUCUCCGGCCGCAAGGAGCUGAACGACGACCGGGACAUGGAAGCGGAGGAGGAGGAGGAGGAAGGGUACGCCGAUGAGGAGGAGGAAUCGGUGGCCGGCCCGCGCAAAGGCCGAGGCUCGACCACCACAGCCAGGAGUAGUACCCGACGGGCGCCCCUGGAGGCGCCCUCUUCCUACGCGGCGAGCAGCAGCGGCAGUGGCGCGCAAAUGACGGACGCCCUGCCGCCCAAGCUGCGCGCCAAGUGGGCGAGCAGCAAGCACCACUUGCAGCCGCCCCCCGCCUCCCGCUCCACGCCCACGCGCGAAGCCAAACGCAAGCGGGCUUCGGACACGCGUGCGGAGUCGAACGACAAGGCCAAGGCCAAGAUCCAAACCACGCUCACCAACUUCAUGAAGUCGGAGCGUACGGCCAAGUGGAGCAUGUACGAGUGGUUCUGCGCCGACAUGGACCGGCCCUUCUUCGAGUACAACGACUUCCAGCACUGCCUCAACGAGAUGGGCCUGGGCCACAUCACCCACCUCACACGGGUGGAGUGGGGCCACGUGCGGAGUGUGAUGGGCAAGCCUCGGCGGUUCUCGCAGGCCUUCCUCCAAGGCGAGCGCGCCAAGCUGCACGAUUACCGCGCCAACAUACGCGAGCUGCGUAACGGCAAGAGCCCGAUCUCGCGCUCCUUUUACCCUCCCGUGUCAGAGAUACCGCUGCCCAUGCCCAUCGGCGUGCACGCCCUAGCUUUCCAUCCCUCGCAGCGGCGGCUGUCGCGAGGCGUGGUGAUUGCGGUGGGCGAUGGGCAGUACCAGGUGGAUUUUAUCGACAAGCAGAUGAACGCGAACCUGGGAGGCAUCUGGGUGGCCGACACCGAUUUGAUGACCCACGAACCCCGCUCCUCCUUCGCGGCUGACUACCCCGGACAAGAGUCUCCGCGUACCCCCACACGCGCCGGCUCCGUGACACACGUCCAGUAUCCGCAGGAAGAUCUGCAAAGCAUGGUGGGCCUGCUGCGCUUGCUGCUGCAGAAAGAGCAGUGUAUCGCACAGCUUCGCGAAAUGAACAACAAAGCCGAAUCAGCCGUGGGACGAGCCGAUGAGUGUGGGGAGGAGUUCCAGAAGCAGUACGCGCACAUCGUGGUGAGCCUCGCCGAGACCAACCAGCUGGUCGAGCCCGCCUUGCGGCGCGUGCACGCCCGCUCGCCCCUUCACUCGCCCGAGGCCGACCGAAACGUGAGGUGGGUCUUCCCCUCGCCCACAGACUCACCUUCGUCCUCUCCCGUGAAGCCCGGCAACGGCCACGAGACAGCAGCGGCCGCGCCGGCGGGUGUCACUGACACGAGCGCGAGCGAACCAACCAGCGUCUCUGCUCCACCACCGUCGACUCAGCCCUCUGCUUCCUCUUCCUCUACUGCUGCUCCGGCCCCUCCCGCCUCGGAACCGUGA